CCGGCACUGGCGGCGGGCGGGACCGCGGGGCGCGCCCGGGGCGGCGGGGCUGGGCAGAAAUGGCCUCGUGUGCAGCCGCCGGUCCGGCCGUGGGACCGUAUCCCUCCGCCGCGCUGCGCGCCGACAGUUGCGGCCGCCCCGGGGCCGUGCGGGCGGGGGCGGCGCUGCCGCGGGGCUCCCGAGGAGGAGCCGGCCAGCGACGCGCCUCGCUCGUCCCUAGCCCGAUGUCGCCGGCGCCCGCUGCUGUGCCCGCGGUCAGGCGGAGCUCCCGAGCUGCCGCCGCCUCGUCGGCCGCCCCGCGCUUUGUCCCGGCGCUCGGCGGCCGCCGCAGCCCCUGGCCGGCUCCCGCGGCAGCGCUGCUCCCCGGCAGCCCCGGCGGGCGGGGGCAGUGUCAGCCCGCCGCUGGGCUGGCGCUGGCCCUGCGUCGCCGCCGCGUUCCGCUGCCGUGUUUGUACAUGGCAGGUUCGCCCUGUGGCACGGGCAGUCUGUGUGUGAGCUCUGAGAGUGCUUCGAACUUUUUCUAGUAUUUCUCCUGACUGUGGCCUUGUCUGAGUCUUGCAAUCUUACCUCUUCUUUGUGUGUGGAAAAUAUCCAGCUGUGGAAGAAUUGAAGUCAAGUAUUUUCUUAACAUGAGAAUGAAAUGGAGAAGUUGUAGAGCUUUGAGAGUAACUUGGCACAGUUGUCUCAUUUGCUGCUGGAAGUAAGACUAAAUCUCAAGAAUUCAUGUAAAGAAAAGUAGAACCUAAAAUCAUGUCAUCUGAACAGGAACACUUUUUUUGUGACAAAAAGCAAAUCAGUUUCUUAAAACACAAUGCUAUGAAGAAUUUUUCUACAGACGUUACUUUGAAAAAAGACCUGGUGAGUGAUCCUUCAAGUAUGACCAUUCAACCAGCAAUUUUAGAUGUCAAUCUCGCUUAUGGACUAAAAAACGUGAAGAUUGAAUUGCCCAGGGUGAACAUUCCAAAUGAAGUAUUAAUGAAACAUGAAGUUGAUAGGUUUAGAAAACUCUUUCAGUGUAAGCAGCAAACUGCUAGGAAAUCCUUACAUCUAGAGAAAAUAAGCGGAAGCAAUCUCAGUUGUUCAGAAAGAAGCCACUUGCAAGUUAAACCAGAAGUGCAAUUUGAAGAAGGGUUGAAAACUGCAGCAAAGAUACUGAAUUUCACUUGUACGAAGUGCAAAGAUAACAUUAGAUACAGCCCAAAUGACCUGCAGAAACAUUUUCAGCUGUUACACUAUGGUGAGUUGCCUCUGUAUCCUUGUGAGAUGUGCAGCUUCUCAGCUAAUGACUUUCAGUCGUUUAAACAGCACAGACGCAUCCAUCGUAGCACUUUAGUAAAAUGUGAGCUCUGUAAUGAUGAGCAGAUAUAUACUUUGUUGGCUUUGACAAAACACUUCUUAUCAAAGCAUUGUGUAAAUGGACACUUUCAGUGUGAAAAAUGUGGGUUUUCUACCCAUGAUGUGGGUACGUUCGUUCAGCACAUUCACAAACACAAGGAGAUUCCCUAUAAAUGUGGAAAAUGCCAUCAAGAAAACUUUACGGAAGAGGAGCUCCAAAAUCAUCUCCUUGUUCAUACCAGUGUGUUUUCUUUUGGUUGUCCUUAUUGCAGCUACAGCACAUCCAGGAAAGAUUAUCUUUUAAAACACAUCAUAGCUUUACACAGAGACCACUUAAUUGCAAAAGAAAAACUGGAAAAGGAUAAAUAUGAAAAAAGAAUAGUAAAGACUCCAACAGGACUGAAACUUGUAUUAAGAAGGUAUAAAAUGGGAGCAUCAAAAAAAACAUUCUGGAGACGGAAGAAGAUAAGCAGUGGAAGUGACAGUGCUGGAGAAGAAAAUACAGAAGUGCUAAGAAGUGUGAAUAAAAUUCAGCCAAAUGCUGAGGAGCUGAACCAGUGUAUGAGAGACGUGGAAACAAAUGAAGAGGAAGAUCAAGUUAAAUACACGGAAAAGCGUCAUUUCAUGGGUGGAAUGCUCUCUGCUAAUACUGCACAAUACAAUAAGGCAGAUGAUGGGACAAGUUAUGGCCUGGGAUUAUUGAAAAGUGCUGUUCAUGGGCCAACAGUACUGAUGGUUAAAAACAAUAAAAUAUCUGUACCAGCAAAUUACAGUGCUAAAUUUAUGGGCUUUAAAAUGGUAGAUGGAAAACAACAUAUUGUUAUAAAAUUACUACCUACAAGUAAGCAAAAUGAACAUCUGUUGGGUCAGAAAGUUGAUCCUGUUAAAGAUGGUUCUGCAACUCCUUUGCUACAGACUGCUGAUCCCUGUGGCUUGUCUUCAGGUGCUAUGCCACAUGUAACCGAUCAGUCAACUUUAAAGAACAACUGUGUUCGUCCAUUAACCUCCCCUCCGUUUUCUUGUCCUGCUCCUCAUUCAGGAAAAACAAAAAUGGAAAAGCAAAAUAACUCCAUAUUGUAUGGUAGGAGAGUUUCUGAAACUGUAGCACCUUCUAAUAUAGCUGAAGGAAGAAGUCCAAAUUGUUUAUCAAUGAAGCUGGGCUCAACUGUACCUCCACAUGAAGAGGUAACAAAAGUUGGAACUCAAACUAGUAUCUCAUGGGGAAGCUUUCGUCCUUCAAGUCAUCCUCAGGUAUUAUCACCCGCUAUUACAAAUAACCUUCAUUAUGACCGUAUGAAAAUGCCCUACUUUCCUGAACUGAAAAUGCAAAAUGGUGGCCUGAGUAAUAGCAAUGGAACUAAUAAUCUCUAUUAUUCAACCUCAGUGGAUUCACCUAAUGAAGGGUUGUUGUCUUUUCACAACUAUUCCAAAAUGGACUCUUUGGAUAAUCCAUGUAGCAUUUGGACGUCAACAGAUGACAGGUACAAAGAAUUUAGCAGAAGAGGUUCUUUUCAAAACAGUAGAAAUGAACCUCCAUCUCCACAUUCAGAGUCAAUGAAAGGUUUGAAAGCAGAGAAAAUUGUGUCAGCCCAAUCGAAUAUUAAUAAAACUUACAAACACAUAAACACUAAGAAUAACUCUGUGUCUUUUAAAAGCCAAUCUGAAUGUGGUGUUAACAGCAACUGUUUUACAGAGGACAAGCAUAAUGGCCGACAGUAUUUGGACACUAACAGAGAGCAAGGCUUUCAGAAUGUAGCUGAGAAAUUCCAGGAAAAUGCCUCUGGUGGUGUUAACUCUUUCUUAAUGCCUAAAAUCACAUCUGUUUUCUCAUUACAAAGUGAGCAGGCAGCUAAUUAUUUAUCGCCUGAGAUAAACCAAUUACUGCAAGAUGUGUUAAAAGUAAAAACAGCUUCUCAGCAGGAGUUCCACAGCAAGACUAACUGUGUCAAACUUCGUUCUGAUAAGCUGCUUUCUGGUCCUGAGACCAGGAAUGCAGCCUGCGUGCGUUUAAAAAGCUCUGCAGCUGCGUGUGGUUUUCAGAGGCCUCCUCCUAAUGUACACUUCCCUUUAUGUAAGAGAGAGUUCAACACAAGAUGUAGCACAAAUGAAGGUACAUGUUAUGGGAGAGAAAUACAGACACCCAAAACAUCACUUGAUUCACAGGACGUGGACAAAUUAUCCAGAACUCCGGGUGUCGGUACGUUGCUAGAAACUUCUACAGAUGAGUUUACACAGCAGUUAGUAAAAGAAAAAGUACUGUCUGCAGCUCAAAAUCCUAGCAGCUUUUCACCAGUUUUGCCUGUUCUUCAGGAACAAAAGAAAGCCCUUUUUGUUCAGUCCCUUCCGUCACGAUUUUUCGUUCCUUUCCACCUUUCUAACCAGUCUAGGCAGCAGGUGGUGUCAGGAAAAUCUCUUCCAUCAACCAGUUCAUCAGAUGGGCAUGUUACUAAAGGUGUACCUGCAUCUUGUGUUUCAAAUAAAGGACCUGGAAUGAUUUUGACUUUUAGUGGGACAGUUGGAACAGUUGCAAAUGCCGCUAAUGGUAGUUCUCAGGUUUUAGGGGGAAUUGCUUCCAGAGAAUAUGGGAAAAUACCAGCUUCAGAAGUGAAGGGGAAAAAUGGCAGUUUUAGAAAUGUAAGAAGUUCCUGUAAUGGGGAAGUAUGUGGUACAGUAAAUGACUCAUUGAAUAGUAUGCCAUUCAAAGCACCUCUUGUAGUUACAAACUCAUCAGAGUUGUCUGUGAAGGCAAAUGCUUCUGUGAAGGUGUUACCAGAGCACCAGGAUGCUGUCUUUGGUUCCUUGGAGUCAGUAAAACAGCAGGAAAUUAAACAGGAACAACAUGUUUAUGCACUUUCGCCUGAUGGACAGCAGGGAGUUUUUCUGAAGUGUUUGACACCAAACAAGCCUGUAGUUCAUAAACCAAUUUUUUUUCAGGAUAAUGCUCAUCAGAAUUGUCAACCAAAGAAAACUGGAGCCAUGCAACAACAGCCUUUGCUGAAAAUUAAGACUCCUACUUCAGAUACACUGUCUGAUAACACUCAGUCAGUAAGCAACUUGGUGCCCUCACUUCAGGUGGAUAACUUGCAGUCCCUUACUCCUGCACUAGCACAGAAACAAACUAAUCUUAGUUUUAACGAUGCCUUAAAUUUUCCAGGUGGGUUAAUGCCAGCAAAUGCCUCUUUGGCAAGCUCUAAUCCAGCAUGUCAUGUUCCUCCUGUAGAACCUGUUUGUUCUGCUGGAUCUGCGGGGACACGGUUGCAGAAAUGUUCUAUUGAGAGUAUGCAAGUAAUAGCUGCUAACAAGAGGAAUAACUCUGGUUGUCAGAAGUCCACAUGGAGCACCCAAAACAGAACUGCAAAAGUAAAACCUAGUUUAAAACAAGCUGGAUCUAAAAGUUCAGGAACUGUGGGUGGGCAAAGAAACAAGAAUUUCAAACGUAAAAGGAAGGCUAGUUGUGCAGAACCUCCUAGAAAGAAAGCAGUGUUGCACAGAAGGUGUAAACAAAAGAAUCAGACUGCAAUUGUUAGUGAAUCAGGUAGCCCUUACAAACCAAGGGCAUCAAAAAAAACUGUGAGGACUUUGAAAUUACUCCCUUUUAAUUCUAACCAGCUUAUAAAAUGCCCUCGGAGAAAUCAACCAGUUGUUGUGCUUAAUCAUCCUGAUGCAGAUGUUCCAGAAGUUGUAAAUGUAAUGAAAACUAUUGCUAAAUUUAAGGGACAUGUUCUUAAGGUUUUAUUGUCAAAAAGAACUGUUGAUGCUCUUCUGCAGCCAGACUUCUGCAAUCCUUCAGAUGUAACUACUGAUAAUUUUUCUCAAAAAAGAUACAGGACAAUAAAACCCCUUAACCCUGUAAAAGAAAGAUUUGUCUUAAAAUUGACGCUGAAAAAGACUAGCAAAAACAAUUACCAGAUUGUGAAAACUACCUCUAAUAAUACCUUGAAAGCUAAGUUUAGCUGCUGGUUUUGUGGUAGAAUAUUUGACAAUCAGGAUAAUUGGGUAGGACAUGGACAGAGGCAUCUGAUGGAGGCGACUCGAGAUUGGAAUUCAUUAAUGAAAUGAGGAGCAGUGAAGAAAAUAGUCAUUAAAGUUAAAAAAAAAAAACCCAGUUGGAUUAGAAUACACAGGUCAUUCUGUUUUGUAUGUCAGUAUUGUAACUGAGGUUGAAAAAGGAUGCAAAGUGCUUGUGUUUUAAAAUUUCCUAUUGCCAUCAGAUUUGAGAAAGAUCAAAGAACAUUGUGGUUUAAAUAACUUGUAACUAACUGCAAAUACAAUUCCAUAAAAAUAUAUAUUAUUUUUAUUACUGCUAUCAUGUGCUAUAUUUUUAUUCUAUAGAACGAGUCUUCAGGGCCUUUGUUCUGUACAUACUUAAAAUCCCUAAAUCUGUAAAUAUUUUUAUACUUUUCAGUUACUUGGUAUAAUUCUUGCACAGAAAUUACACCCUUUUCCCCAGUUUUUCAGUUCUGUGCAUGCACUACUAAAACCAAUUUUAAAAUAUUUUCAAAUACACACAGCUGUUAUCCUGGGAUUUUUGUUACUUUCACUUAUUAGCUCUUGAUUUUAUUUUUCAGGGAUUGAACACUAUUAUUAGCAAGUGCCUCAAAGAUGUGAAGCAGUUUACAUUAUGUUGACUGUGUAACCAUGGGUCCGUAUAGGGCCAUUCCCCCACAGUUUCAUUUAAACAAAGCCAUAUGUGAAUGCUUUAAGCUAUUUUGCUAUGCACAUGACACUUGUACUAUUUCUGUGCAGUUUGUCUACUUUCUUAGUGAAGUAUUUUUCAUAUAAAUUAAUAAAACAUGUUAUGAUUGUGUUAAUACGGUGAGUCAGAAUGAAAUUGAUUGAAAAUAUACAGUAUAUAUAUUCAUAAUGUAUAUGGUGUUUAAGAAUGGUGAACAUUCCUAAUCUGUAUUGAUUUUGUUACUAUUAAAUUUGCUAUAACUUGUGUUUACAGCAUAUGACUUUGAGCAUUUAUAGAA
Onychostruthus taczanowskii (white-rumped snowfinch) is the source of this 6308-nucleotide messenger RNA. It is a transcript of the gene ZNF518A, whose product is annotated as zinc finger protein 518A. The transcript has 3 exons. Gene Ontology annotation, biological process: regulation of DNA-templated transcription. Bases 751 to 5394 code for a protein of 1547 amino acids. Lineage: Eukaryota; Metazoa; Chordata; Aves; Passeriformes; Passeridae. The record is from RefSeq and is a predicted model, not a curated record. Gene Ontology annotation, molecular function: RNA polymerase II cis-regulatory region sequence-specific DNA binding; DNA-binding transcription factor activity, RNA polymerase II-specific.